ACAUCCAUUCUGCCCGUGAAGAGAGAGUCAGUCUGGGUUUGGUUCUUUUAAAAUGAACUACAUGUGAAAACACCCUUCGUGUGACGAAGUGACGAUGCGGACGUUAACCUGUAUGGCCCUGCUCAUAUGCGUCAAAGGCUGUCAUUCUCAUUUGAAUGUUUGUGGACGUCACCACCCUUUAAAAACCCGUAUUGUGGGUGGAGUCGAUGCGAAUGAGGGGGCGUGGCCUUGGCAGGUUAGUCUUCACAGCCCCAAAUAUAAAGGCCACUUUUGUGGAGGUUCCCUCAUCAGCAGUGAAUGGGUGCUCUCGGCUGCUCACUGUUUUGCAGGCGUCAACACAUCCAGCCUGGUUGUGUACUUGGGAAGGAUGACACAGCAGGGAGUUCAUGCUCAUGAAAUCAGCAGAAAUGUCAGUACACUCGUCAUACAUCCUGACUAUAGCAGUGACACCUACAACAAUGACAUCGCUCUCCUGCAUCUGUCCUCUUCAGUCAACUUUACUAACUAUAUUAGACCGGUGUGUCUAGCAGCGGAGGACAGCAUUUUCCCUUCAGGCACCAACUGCUGGAUCACAGGCUGGGGACAAACUGCAUCUGGAGUGAAUUUGUUUUAUCCUGGGACUCUGCAGGAGACUGUGGUUCCAGUGAUAAUUAAUUCUGAGUGUAAUGAUCUGUUGGGUGCCGGAGUCAUUACAGACAACAUGAUGUGUGCUGGUUUACAGCAGGGAGGAAAAGACACCUGCCAGGGGGAUUCUGGUGGUCCAAUGGUGAGUCAGCAGUGUUCAGUGUGGAUCCAGUCUGGUAUCAUCAGUAGGGGUCACGACUGUGGUCAGCCCAAUGAACCUGGAGUGUACACCCGCGUGUCUCGGUAUCAGCAAUGGAUCACGACUUCAACUGGCCCGAACCUCCCAGGAUUCGCCACCUUCAACCCACUAAACUCAUGCUCUACUGCCAGUCAGGGUUGAGGUGUAGUUGUAUGAAACAAACUUACCUGCACUAACUUCCAGUGAAUGCUGCCUUUGAAUCCAGCUCCACUGCAAACCGCCUGCCUCAGAACGUCACUCAUGAAUAUGAACAACACAAACUGCAAAAGUUCAACAUUUGUUGAACAAGCACUGUUUCCUGAAAACUGAGAUUGCGAGGAAAAAGCGGGAGUUUGGUAAAGGUUCUCCUGGUUAAUGUUUUUCUCCAUUUUGCAAAUAUCAGUACAACUCAUUUAUAAUGCAGUCAUUUAACAGUCAUGUAAGAUUAGCGUUUAAAAUAAAUGCUGUUCUUUUGAACUUUCCAUUUAUCAAAGAAUCCUAGAAGAAUAUAUCACAGUUUCUACAAAAAUAUUAAGCGGCACAGCUGUUUUCAACACUGAUAAUGAUAAGAAAUGUUUCUUGAGCAGCAAAUCUUCAUAUUAGAAUGAUUUCUGAAGAAUCUUGUGACAGUGAAAAAUUAAUAAACGCUUUA
Pimephales promelas (fathead minnow) is the source of this 1454-nucleotide messenger RNA. The record is from RefSeq and is a predicted model, not a curated record. Lineage: Eukaryota; Metazoa; Chordata; Actinopteri; Cypriniformes; Leuciscidae.